CCCGAGGUUCUGACAGUCCUGAAGGAGCUGGUGAUAACCCCUGAAGAGCUGUGUGGGAGGAUGUUUGAUGACUGUGGCACACCUUACAAUCCCCUCAACGACUGGAAUGUCACCUUCCCGGCUACUCCACAACCACCACCUGUUCAACCUACCCCUCCUAAGCAAGGGUCUCCCACUCUACGAGUUCUACACUUGACAGACUUGCACUUUGACCGUGACUACAAGCCUGGGAGUAAUGCUAAGUGUGGAGAACCACUGUGCUGUAGGGAAGGCCUGGGUGCAUUGGCUGAUCCAGCUGAUGGAGCCUGGACUUUUGGCGAUUACAGAAACUGUGACACUCCUCUCUGGACCCUGGAGAAUAUGCUUGCUACAAUAGCUCAGAAUCAUACGUUUGACUACAUUAUCUGGACUGGAGAUGUGCCUGCUCACAACGUGUGGAACCAGUCUCGACAAGAUCAGAUCGACACCAUCAAUCAUGCUGUCAGCCUCAUUCUCAAGUACUUCCCUGGCAAACCAGUUUAUCCCAGUUUAGGAAACCAUGAGAGCUCUCCUGUCAAUAGCUUUCCACCACCGUACAUCACCGGAGAGCACUCCAUCUCCUGGUUGUAUGAUGCCCUGGCUGAAAGUUGGGUGCACUGGCUGCCACAAGACGCAGUGGAGUCUAUCAAAAGGGGAGCUUACUAUACAGUCACUCCAUAUCCGGGAUUCAGAAUUAUAUCCCUUAACAUGAAUUACUGCAACAAUCAGAAUUGGUGGAUGCUGCUCAACACCACAGACCCAACAGGGCAGCUUCAGUGGCUGAUAACAACAUUACAGAAUUCAGAAAAUAUCGGAGAAAAAGUUCACAUCCUGGGUCACAUCCCUCCUGGACAAAAUGAUUGUCUAAAGGCAUGGAGCUGGAACUAUUACAAGAUUGUGAACAGAUACCAAAACACAAUCGCUGGUCAAUUCUUUGGACAUACCCACAAAGAUGAGUUUGAGGUGUUCUAUGACAUCGAGACACUUCAGACCCCUGUGGGUGUGGCUUAUAUUGGUCCCAGCGUGACCCCGUUCUCUCAUUAUAACAUGGGCUUCCGAUUCUACACUGUGGAUGGAGUAUAUAACAAGAGUUCAUAUCAAGUCUUGGAUCAUGAAACUCACUACAUGAACCUAACCAAGGCACACAUAGAGGGUAACAUCACAUGGGAGUUUGAGUACUCUGCUAAGGCUGCUUUUAAUUUACCCAGUCUGUACCCCAGAGACUGGGAUAACCUGAUAAACAUCAUGAAGAAGAAUGACACAGUUUUUCAACAGUUUUAUAGAUUUUACACAAAGUCUGCAGAUCUAAAUCCCUGCACCGGUGACUGUCGGACAUCACUUCUGUGUGAGAUCCAUACGGGGCGAUCACAUGACCCUAGUCUGUGCACAGAUUUAUUCAAGACAGAGGAAGAUUUCCAGAAAAUGAUCAGCAGAAAGACCAGAUCCUGUUAA
Molecule: messenger RNA, 1470 nt
Organism: Candidula unifasciata
Lineage: Eukaryota; Metazoa; Mollusca; Gastropoda; Stylommatophora; Geomitridae
Source: the annotation of a GenBank genome assembly